AUGGAAGUGAGAAAGAUUGCAGUGAUCGGCGCGGGGAUCAGCGGAUUAGGUGCCAUCAAAUGCUGCUUGGAGGAGGGACUUGAGCCUUUGUGCUUUGAAAAAAGUGAUGACAUUGGAGGACUGUGGAGAUACAAGGAGACACCUGAAGAUGGACGGGCUGGAAUUUAUAAGUCUUUGACCUCCAACACUUCCAAGGAGAUGACAGCCUUCAGCGACUACCCUUUCCCUGACCAUUAUCCUAACUAUCUGCACAACUCCAGAAUGAUGGAGUACCUCAGGAUGUAUGCAAGGCACUUUAAUCUGAUGAAACACAUCCAAUUCCUGUCUAAGGUGUGCAGUGUGAAGAAGCGUCCUGAUUUUUUAUCCUCGGGCCAGUGGGAUGUUGUAGUAGAAGCUGACGGAAAACAGAAAACCUAUGUCUUUGAUGGGAUCAUGAUCUGCAGUGGCCACUACACAGACAAGCACUUGCCUUCACAGGAUUUUAAAGGGAUCCAGAAGUUCAGAGGCAGAUAUCUCCACAGCUGGGAGUACAAGCAGCCAGAUGAUUUUGUGGGGAAAAGAGUGGUUGUGAUUGGCCUUGGAAAUUCGGGAGCAGAUGUGGCUGGUGAAAUCAGUCGUGUUGCUGAACAGGUUUUCCUCAGCACUAGACAAGGUGCAUGGAUAUGGAGCCGAGUUUGGGAUAAUGGGAAUCCUACAGAUGCCACACUUUUCACUCGUUAUAAUAAAACAGUGGAAAAAUUCAUUCCCACAUUUCUGCUCAACAGAUUGGCAGAAAAUAAAUUAAAUUCAAGGUUUAACCAUGCCAAUUAUGGGCUGUACCCCAAACACAGAGUUUUUAGCCACCAAAUUGUUUUCAGUGAUGAUCUGCCAAAGAACAUAAUUACCGGGAGAGUACUGAUGAAACCAAAUGUGAAGGAGUUCACUGCCACAUCUGCCAUCUUUGAAGAUGAUACUGAAGAGGAAAUAGAUGCCAUCGUCUUUGCCACAGGCUACGCCUGGUCUUUCCCUUUCUUGCAGGAUGAGUCAGGAAUCCUGGACAGCCUGAACUCCUUGUUUAAAUUUGUCUUCCCCCCUCAGCUAGAGAAGCCAACUCUAGCUUUCAUUGGCAUGGUUCAAACGGCAGGUGCCAUAAUGCCCACAUCAGAACUCCAAAGCCGAUGGGUUGUUCACAUAUUCAAGGGACUGAAAAGAUUACCCUCAGAGAGUGACAUGAUGGCGGACCUCAAAAGGAGGAGAAAGAAAAUCACAAAAAGGUCUGUGCAAAGUGCAAGAGAUGCACGCCGCGUGCCGUACAUGGACUAUAUGGACGAAAUUGCUUCUGAGUUAGGGGUCAAACCCAAUCUUCUCUCUUUCCUCCUCUCGGAUAUAAAGCUGGCCAAGGAGCUUUUCUAUGGGCCCUGCACUUCAUACCAGUACCGUCUACAGGGGCCUGGGAAAUGGAGUGGGGCCCGGAAAGCCAUCCUGACCCAGAGAGACCGGAUCCUCAGACCCCUUAGCACACGUGUGCCUACACCCUCUAGCUAUCCUUCCUCUAGUGUGUUCUGGCUCAAGCGUAUAUUUGCUGUCAUUUUUCUCUCUGUUCCCAUGUUACUUAUCAUCCAAAUGAUACAUCAUUAA
Molecule: messenger RNA, 1617 nt
Organism: Cavia porcellus (domestic guinea pig)
Lineage: Eukaryota; Metazoa; Chordata; Mammalia; Rodentia; Caviidae
Product: flavin-containing monooxygenase 5-like
Exons: 8
Coding region: 1-1617 (538 amino acids)
Molecular function (GO): flavin adenine dinucleotide binding; N,N-dimethylaniline monooxygenase activity; NADP binding
Source: RefSeq, a predicted model, not a curated record